GUUUCGCAUGACAUUUGCUCUGUAUCGUCCGUCACAUCACAUUUCGUCUUUUUUUCACCGUAUAAUUUGUGCGAUACAGUUCAUUCUGAACACAUUUGAUUUCGAUUGAAAAUUUUGCGGCAUAAAAAUCAUGGCAUUCGUUAAAAAAUUGUCAAUGCUGAAAAAUCUUACCAGCCAAGUGACAAGAGUCGGCACACAGGCAAAACUACUUCACACCGGAGUUCGAUUGUGUGCAGCUGAUGUUCAGAAACCAGCACCAAAUUUCCAAGGAACGGCUGUCGUGCAAAAAGACUUUAAGCAAAUUCAAUUGUCAGACUAUAAAGGAAAAUACUUGGUAUUGUUUUUCUAUCCACUUGAUUUUACCUUUGUGUGUCCAACUGAAAUUAUCGCCUUCAGUGAUCGUAUUAAGGAGUUUGAAGCUUUAAAUACUGCCAUUGUCGGUGUUUCAGUCGAUUCUCAUUUCAGCCAUUUGGCAUGGAUCAACACGCCAAGAAAGGUUGGAGGUUUGGGCGAUUUGCAAUAUCCAUUGUUAGCCGAUAUUACAAAGAAAAUUUCCACCGACUAUGAUGUAUUGAUUAAAGAAGAGGGCAUCGCAUUGCGUGGAAUUUAUAUCAUUGAUCCGAAAGGUGUCAUUCGUCAAAAGACGAUAAAUGACCUCCCGAUCGGUCGUUCGGUAGACGAAACUCUACGUUUGAUUCAAGCCAUUCAACAUUUCGAAGAGCAUGGCGAAGUGUGUCCAGCAAAUUGGAGCCGAGACAAAAAUCCAGCUACCAUUAAGCCAAAUACAAAAGAUUCACAAGAAUAUUUCAACAAACAAUUUUCUUAAGCUAUGAUUAUUAUGAGUAUAAUUUUGUGUUCCAAAGAAAUACAUGAGCAAAUACAAAAGUUUUGAAACAAA
Messenger RNA from Contarinia nasturtii (swede midge), 898 nucleotides. Its product is annotated as peroxiredoxin-2. Lineage: Eukaryota; Metazoa; Arthropoda; Insecta; Diptera; Cecidomyiidae. Gene Ontology annotation, cellular component: cytosol; mitochondrion. Gene Ontology annotation, biological process: cell redox homeostasis; hydrogen peroxide catabolic process; cellular response to stress. The record is from RefSeq and is a predicted model, not a curated record. The transcript has 6 exons. Gene Ontology annotation, molecular function: thioredoxin peroxidase activity. The coding region runs from base 131 to 826 and encodes 231 amino acids.